GGACUUCCUGUGUCGCCCGGGAGGCGGUUUGUUGGUGGGGGGGGUGGGUGUGUCUCUCUCCUGGGUCAGUUCGCCCUGGGUCCUCGGAGUCUGGCGGGGAGGGCCGCAAGGAGGACCCGCGUGCGCCUUUGUGCGACCUGGGCGAGGGUCACGUGAGCCCACUGGCGCACCGCUCUCUAGCGCCCUCGCGUGGCGCCGCACUCUCCGCACUCCGAUGGCGGCGUGGGUGACCGCGCGGCAGGUGUCAGUGACCUUCAAGGAUGUGGCCGUGACCUUUACCCGGGAGGAGUGGGGACAGCUUGACCUGGACCAGAGGACCCUGUACUGGGAGGUGAUGCUGGAGACCUGUGGGCUCCUGGUUUCACUGGGGCAUCCAGUUCCCCAGCCGGAGCUGACCCACCUGCUGGAGCACAGGCAGGAGCCGUGGGCAGUCACGAGAGGCCGCUCACGUCGCACGUGCACAGGUGACAGGGCAAAACGUCAGACCGAAGAGCCAAGCACGUCUCAAUCAGUUUUGUCCGAGGGAGCCUUGCUCCGAGGAAGCCUGACUCUGGGGUCUUCAAGGGACUCUAGCUGGGGGCAAGCCAGGGAUCUGGAAAGGCUUUUGGACAUGCAGAGAGGUCAACUGAGGCCAGAGACAGACGCCCACAAGGAGACCCAUCCUGGGAAGAGGAGCCUUGACGAUGAUGGGUUGGGCCCAGACGACAGUGUGGCACAGGAAAGCAUCUCUCAGAGAGAUGUCCUCCGUGACCGUGACCCCCAGGGACCAGGACAAGGCCCCCUGGUUCAUAACCUCUACAAAUGCAAGCAGUGUGGCAAGGGCUUUAGCAGGAAGUGGUACCUUGUUCGCCAUCAGCGGAUUCACACUGGCAUGAAGCCCUACGAAUGCAACGCGUGUGGGAAAGCCUUCAGCCAGAGCUCAACGCUUGUCCGCCACUACCUCAUCCACACGGGGGAGAAACCGUACAAGUGUGCCGAGUGCGGGAAGGCCUUCAAACGCAGGUCCUACCUCCUGCAGCACCAGCCGAUCCACACCGGGGAGAAGCCCUAUGUGUGCAGCCAGUGUGGAAAGGCCUUCAGCCACCGCUCUACUUUCAUUCGCCACAGUAGGACCCACACUGGAGAAAAACCCUUCGAAUGCAAAGAGUGUGCGAAGUCCUUCAGCCACAGGGCACACCUCAUCCAGCACUACAUCAUCCACACGGGCGAGAAGCCCUAUGACUGCACCGAUUGCGGGAAAGCCUUCAGGUGCGGCUCCGAGCUGCUGCAGCACCAGCGGCUCCACACCGGGGAGAAGCCUUUCGAGUGCGGCCAAUGUGGGAAGGCCUUUCACCGGAGCACGUACCUGCUGCAGCACUCGGUCAUCCACACCGCGGAGACGCCCUUCAGGUGUGCCAAGUGCGGGAAGGCCUUCAAACGCAGGUCCCACCUCCUGCAGCACCAGCGGGUUCACACUUGAGCAGAGGGCCUUCCCCUGCCGCUCCGCCUUCACCAUUGGCGAGGGCAUCCAGGCUGGAGGGAAGAACCCUCUGAGUGCAAAGAAUGCUGGAAAGGGUUUGGGGGCAGCUCUUGAAACGCAGAAGUAGUCCCCUUGGAGAGGCGCCUUGGGGAUGCCAUGAAAAGCAGAGAAUUUAUGCUGCAGAGGAACCAUGUCACCCAUGGGUGCAGCUCCAUCAGCAGCAGCGAUCAUUCCCGGGAAGGACGUUGUGAGGAUCCCCAGAAGGACACCCUCAGCAGAAAGAAGAGAAUCUUCCUUUGUCCCGAGAGUAUGUAGUGAAGAGGCGCCUAUGAGUGCCCUGAGAAAGCCUCCUGUGUCAGGUCACCCCUUGUCACACAGAGUCCAGCUGGACCUUGAAAGAGCCUGGGCUUUCCCUGUGUGAAAGUGCAGACGAGACAGACCCAGGGUCGCUGUGCGCUUUUAUCAACCUUCCGCCACAGGGCUGUCCCUUGGUUUGCACUUGAGCCAUCUGAGCAUUAAUGUUAAAAACAAAAAUAAACGGGAGGUGGAGGCGACGGAGACGAAGGCUAGAGAUGGCAAAGGCAAAUGCUUCUGCGGGCUCUUGCCAACUCGCGGGCCACGCCUCUUGCAGUUUGGUGUUGCGUUUAUGUCCUGGUCAGGCAGUGUUGGAAAGAGGAAGGAACUCCAGCCCGGAAUUUUUUAAUACGUAUUUUCUGCCAUCCUGUGUUAGGAAAGUUGGACGGCGAGGGCAACUCUACCGGUUUUUGUUGGAAACCUUUGUUCCAAACAUCUCUGGCCAUUCAGAGCAUGUGUGUGUCUGUGUGUGUGUGUGUGUCUGUGUGUGUGUCCAUGCUGGGUCAUGAGGAAUUUCCCAGGCCAAGGACUGAACCUGCACCACAGCAGUGAUAAUGCCAGAUCCUUAACUGGCUAAGCCACCAGGAAACUGCAGGAGCAUAAUUCUUUGUGAGAAAUGCAAAGGCUCAGUCAUGAGCUACUUGAACUUGUAAGAAAUUAGAAUACUGAAAAUAACAUCACACUUGUAUUUUUUAAGGAGAAAAUGAUCCAUAGAUUAAUGUCCAUAUUAAAAUGUGACCCCUAAAAGCUGUCGAAACUUGUUUUUUUGUGUUAGUUUUUUUGGCCAUGCCUGCAGCAUGCAGAAGUUCCUGGCCCAGGGAUCACACCUGCGUCAUAGCCAUAACAAUGUCAAGUCCUUACCCACUAGGCUACCAGGGAACUCCUGUAGUUUUAAACAUCCAAUACGCUCUUUCUUUCUUUCUGUCUCUUUCAUCACUCCCUCCUUCCCUCCCUCCCUUCCUUUUUUUUUUUUCUUUUUUUUUUCUCUUUGCCUUUUCUAAGGCUGCUCCCGCGGCAUAUGGAGGUUCCCAGGCUAGGGGUCUAACCGGAGCUGUAGCCACCGGCCUACGCCACACCCACAGCCACAACCACGCGAGAUCCAAGCCAAGUCUGCGAUCCACACCACAGCUCACGGCAACACCAGAUCCUUAACCCACUGAGCAAGGCCAGGGAUCGAACCUGCAACCUCAUGGUUCCUAGUCAGAUUCAUUAACCACUGAGCCAUGACAGGAACUCCUUUUUUUGUCUUUUUAGAGCCACACCUGCAGCAUAUAGAAGUUCCCAGGUUAGGGGCUAAAUCAGAGCUGCAGCUGCUGGCCUACGCCACAGCCACAGCAACUCAGGAUCCUUAACCCACUGACCAAGGCGAGGGAUCAAAGCUGAAUCCUAGUUGGGUUCAUUACCUGUGAGCCAUGAUGGAAACCCCUCUCACUUUUUUUUGUCGUUUGUCUUUUUAGGGCCACACGCAUAGCAUAGGAAGGUUCCCAGUCUAGGGGUCCAAUCAGAGCUGUAGCUGCCAGCCUACACCAGAGCCACAGCAACGCCAUACCCGAACUGCAUCUUCGACCUACACCACAGCUCACAGCAACGUGGGAUCCGUCACCCACUGAGCAAGGCCAGGGAUCAAACCUGCGUCCUCAUGGAUGCUAGUCAGAUUCGUUUCCACUGAGCCACGACGGGAACCCCGCUCUCACUCUUUCUUGAUUCUAUUCUGUGUGUUUUCUUCCUUUUUAAAAAAAUUUUAUUGCCUCACUUUAGGCAUGUGUACGUUCCCAGGCCGGGGACUGAAUCCAAGCCAUAGCUGUGGGCUACCCUGUAGCUACAGCAACGGCAGAUCCUUUAACCCACUGCGCCAGGCCUGGAUUUGAACCUGCGCCUCUGCAGUGACCCAAGCCGCUGCAACUGGUUCUUAACCCACUAUAUCACAGCGGGAACUGUCUUUUCUUUCUUUUCUCCAAGAGCAAGGUAAUCAUCUUGAACGUGUGUGACCUUCCGAGGCGAGUCCUAGUUCUUUCCUCUCUCUGCUGUUUCUCAGGUUUUCUAAGCCUGUGGAGUAGACUGGGCUUUUCCAGUCCCCAUCUAUACAGCUUUCUAGGGGUUGCGUUAGAGCUAAAACCAUUCAAAUAAAACAGACAUCUGAGUUAAAUUCGUGAGAAACUCAUAAAAUACAGAGGAGGAUUCUCCUUGUCUGAUAUUAUAAAUGUUUGUGUGAAGUUUUUUCCUUUUUGCAAAAUAAAGUGGCAGAGAUUGUAACAGGUGAA
Molecule: messenger RNA, 4074 nt
Organism: Sus scrofa (pig)
Lineage: Eukaryota; Metazoa; Chordata; Mammalia; Artiodactyla; Suidae
Gene: ZNF550
Product: zinc finger protein 550
Biological process (GO): regulation of cytokine production; negative regulation of transcription by RNA polymerase II; regulation of immune system process
Cellular component (GO): nucleoplasm
Molecular function (GO): RNA polymerase II cis-regulatory region sequence-specific DNA binding; DNA-binding transcription repressor activity, RNA polymerase II-specific
Source: RefSeq, a predicted model, not a curated record